Messenger RNA from Aspergillus affinis, 2649 nucleotides. Its product is annotated as putative benzoate 4-monooxygenase cytochrome P450. The transcript is spliced from 9 exons. Gene Ontology annotation, molecular function: monooxygenase activity; oxidoreductase activity, acting on paired donors, with incorporation or reduction of molecular oxygen; heme binding. The record is from RefSeq and is a predicted model, not a curated record. NCBI's taxonomy places the organism in Eukaryota, Fungi, Ascomycota, Eurotiomycetes, Eurotiales, Aspergillaceae. The coding region runs from base 1 to 2649 and encodes 882 amino acids.
AUGCUGAAUACCAUCAUCGCGCUCGCCCCUUAUGGGCUGCAUCUGCUCCUCCUUUACGCCGCUUCUGUCGUGGUGUAUCGACUCUAUUUCCACCCCCUCGCCCACAUUCCUGGCCCUCCUCUGGCUAGACUGACAUACCUCUUCGAGUUGUACUAUGACCUGGGUCUAAAAGGACAGUUUACCUUUCAUCUGAGGGACCUACAUCAUAAAUACGGCCCUGUCAUUCGCAUCAACCCUGAUGAAAUCCACGUUCAUGACCUCGAUUAUUUUGACCAUAUCUACAGCCAGACCAACGGGCGAACUGACAAGCCACCUCACGUUGCCGGGGUGUUCGGCCCCUACUCAGCGACCAUUAGCACCCAGUCACAUUCACUACACAAGAUCCGCCGCAGUGCAGUCAGUCCUUUUUUCUCUAGAAAGUCUGUCAUCGAUCUCGCACCAGCUAUCUGCCGUCCCGUCGAGAUUCUCUGUGAGCGCCUGCGCGAGGCAUGUGAUAAUAGAGUAUUGAAUAUGAAGUACAUAUUUGGGGCAGUAACACUUGAUAUUAUUAAUGAUUACAUCUUUGCCAGGGACCCAUUUUACAUUCGACAGGUUGACUUCGGGCGUAAGACUUUUGAUGACGUGGAUAGCUUUCUGAAAAUCAGCCUACUGGACCGUGUGAACAAAAUCCUAAACCCAGCCAUGACUGAUAUAUUGGACUUUCGUGUGGAGCUGUCGCGACAAGUCGAGGCAAUCCGCAGCGGGCAGGAUACCGCGUACCAGCACACCGACCAUCGAACUAUAUUUCAUGAACUCCUUGAUAGCAAGCUGCCAGCGAGCGAGUUGAAAAAAGAUCGUCUGCGCGACGAAGCCUUCAGCUUAAUGACGACCGGCUCAGUCACUACAGCAGCAACUCUACGGGCGACGGCUUAUCACGUAGCCGCAAAUGAGUCAAUCCGUCGAAAACUUUAUGAUGAACUCUGCACGGCAAUUUCUGACUCGUCUCAGCCUUUAUCUCUGGCAGUAUUGGAACGCCUGCCCUACCUAGCCGCUGUUAUAGAUGAAGGGCUCAGGCUUUAUGGCCCCGUCACACAUCGCGCCUCAAUACAGCUCCCGGAUCGACUUUUAAAAUGUCACGGAUAUACGAUUCCUGCCAAUACGACUGUCGGUAUGACGCCGUACCUGCUGAUGCGGGAUAAAAAAAUAUUUACUGACCCCCACCUCUUUAAUCCCGAGCGUUGGAUCACCGGUCGAAAGAAACUUGAUAAAUAUUUGAUUGCCUUCGGUCGCGGCUCACGAAUGUGCCUCGGGAUGAACCUUGCUAGGGCUGAGCUUCUUAUAAUCCUCUCCGCCGUAUUCCGGCAAUUUACGUUUGAUGUCACUGCCGUAAAUCAGGCAAGGGAUAUCGAUUACAACCAUGACUAUAUCAUGGGUGCUUCUGCUCAUGAUUCCCCGGGAAUCCUGGUCAAACCGACUUGUCUUCUAUUCAUUGCGACAGCAACAGAACAAUCCACGGUAGGCUUUGGUGACAAAGAGAAGCAGGCGGUCCCCGAUCCCGAAAAACAACAAGCACCGCCCACAGCAUCGAAGAUAACGAUGUCCUCAGAGCAGGCUCCCCAGGAGCCAGAAAUGAGUAGCAAGCUUGAGCUGCAAACCAUGGGAGCGUCACUGGUUCAUGAUUCUGGACGUGUCACUCUUUCCGGUUGGCGGCUUAAGGUUCUCACGACUGGAAAGUCCGAUAUUCGUGGAAAAUUUGACUAUCCGGGGUUCGUCUUGCUCCUGGCCGCGUCUGUCCUCCUGAUCGUGGCCAUUGAACAAGCGGGGUUAUCAUAUUCAUGGGAUUCAGCGCUGGUAAUCAUCUUGCUUGUUCUUGCCAUCAUCCUUCUGGUUGGGUUCCUAGUGUGGGAAUGGUAUUUGUCUCGCAGGAGCAGCAGCAGGCAAUCCGUGUUUCCUUGGAAAUUCGUGAAGCAUCGCGUUCUCCUAGGGACCUGCCUCACUUCGUUACUAUCCGGAGUGCCUUACAUGACAUUAGUGCUAGGACUUCCAGGGCGGUUUCAGAAUCUAAACAAUGACUCGGGCCUCGAUGCAGGAGUUCAUAUCCUGCCGUUUACUCUCAGCAUCGCGAUCGCUUCGGCUUCAGCGGGCGGAUUAACGGCACGGGGCCGAUUUCCGCCUAUCGCGGUCUUUGCAAUCGGCGCUGCUCUGCAAGUUGUAGGUAUCGCUCUGCUGUAUUCGGUUUACCCGAGCAGUGCCCUUCCCGCCAGAAUUUAUGGCUACCAGAUUCUAGCUGGGGUGGGAGUCGGUCUUAGUUUGACCACAACCUUUAACAUCAUGCCGUUCAUUGUUGACAGUAAAGAUCUCUCCGUCGCCCUAGGUGCUGUUAUCCAACUCAGGGUUCUCGGCGGUGCCCUGGGGGUUUCAAUUGCCGCGAAUCUUCUGAACAACACGCUCAGAAGCCAACUGUCAGGCGAGUUACCCCCUGCCCUGAUUGAGCAUGUAUUGCAUGAUGUCUUCUAUUCCCGGACACUGUCGACCUCGCAGCAGCAGCUCGUUCAAGCCGCUUUCGCAGAUGGCUACCGGAAGCAGCUAGUCAUGGUCCUUGGGUUUGCGGCAGCACAGCUAUUGGCAUUAGUUAUUAUGUGGGAGAAGCCCUUGAGAAAACUCGCUUAG